AUGCUCCGCGCCGACAACGAUGUCCUAUGGAACGAUCCGCUGCAGCCCCUUACGGAGAAACAGCUCCAGGCGGCUGCUGACAGCCACGAAUAUGCCCGCGCCAAUGACCUCGUCCUCGCUCUCGAGACUAAUGAUCAUUUGCAGUACCACUAUGGUGUUGCUGCCGACGAGCAACGUCGCAUUCCGGCUGCCGAACGGUCCCUGGCUGAUGACCACCUCCCGCCGCUAGUGCUACAGCCUACCAAGAUCGAGGAACUGUGGAUCGUGCCACGUCGUGUCGCUGGAGUGUUGGAGGCGGCAUGCCGAUGGCUGACGGAGGAGGAACUGAAAGCGUGUGAAGUGGCGGUGGUCAGUAACGAGUCAAAGACGGUGCGAUCGGCAGCGGAACAAGCGCGCACACUCAAGCUCGAAACGCCACUUCUUCUGACCGACCCGGACGAGGACUACGCCGAGUUGCAGAGGAUCACGACUGCGACUCUUAAUUGUGGGGAAGGCUGUGCGCGGAGCCAAGGCUUGGUCCAAAGUGUCCAAGAGGAACAAGAGCUGUUCACCGUUCCCGCCCAUGCAUCGGCUUAUGCAUCGCGUCUUGAAGAGGGCGUUCGCACAGAGACCAUGGCAGUCUCUGAACUGUCCAUCCGCUCCUUGGUGGCUUUGAUGGCCAGCACGGAGUGGACUGACCGAGACCAGGCGGCUUUUCUUGACAAGCAGACGCCAAUACCGAGCUUCACUUCCAGAUACGUAUCGCCGCCUCUGCCGCCUGUGGGCGACUUCGAGUGCUACUAUCCUCAAGGCGAUGCGUGUCUUGUCUCGGAUGCCUCUGAUGUCAGUUCAGGCAUCAGUGAGGCACUUGAAGAGGCAGAACGCCUCCUCACAAAACAGGCAGGAGACAAUUGGGCAGAUGAAGGUGUCGAUCUAAGCUUACCGUCCUUCUCGAACCACACAUUCGACGAUUCGAUGACGAUCCUUUGUUCGCAUGUUCCACCUCUUGACGCCCAGAGUCAACAGGAAAGCGAACUAUCCAUAUCGCUAUCACCUAGUCCCAAGGAGCUUUCCCAGCAAAAUGCACCUCCGUACAUGUCCGCAGGUGACGAGCUCUUCGGUGCUUGGGUCAAUGAGUCCACGGUCGAUGGUGAGGGCAGCGUGGCGGAUAAUGUCGCACAACGGUGCCCAGAUAAUCCUCUUGAAACAAUUCAAAAGUCUUCAUACGAAACACGUUCAGAUGAUAGUCUUCAAGAUGAGUCCUACGAGGAGCUCACAGAGGAGGCCCUGUUUGCGCUCGAAGCAAACGACAUUGUUGUACAGGCCAAGGUUCCCCUUCCCGAUGUCGAAAUUGAGUCUAGUCUUCCAGAUUGGCACGGCGUGGGCGCCGAUGCUCUCGACAUGCUCCAAUGGAUCAUAAACGACACAAAAGCAGCCUUUCAGGGUCUUUAUCUCCAUGGGGAAGACAGCAUGUUCCUGUUGCCCCAUGUUGACUUGGAUGAGUUGAGCAAACAGUACACCAACGUUGGCGAAGAGACGCUCAAUGCCGAUUUGCAAAGUUUUGAAACAGCGACGGCGUUCAUGAAAACGGUACCAGACGUUCAGUCAAUGCUCAUCAACAGCAUCACGCCAGUGGUCUUUCUCUCGGGAUUCUAUAACGAUGCGCCCCUCGAGGUUCUGUGGGAUAAGCCAAAUGAGUCCAAAGUUCCUAAAGCCUUCACAUUACCAAAUGACUCCAUGGCGCCAAAAGAAGAUCCGGCCAGUCCUUCAAAAUCAGUUCAGGGCAAGUCAAGCAGCUCUCCAAAAGUGUCCAGCCAGAUUGUUUUAAAAGAACAGUCAAUCCAGAAGCAGACACCAGGGGAAACUGGCGAUAUAUGGAGAGAUCUCAUGGCCCGACACAAGAGACGGAAGCAAGAGCACGCACAGGGCACGUGUACGGCUUCCAACGCGAAUGCUCCGACUUCCCAAAAGACGGUCCAAAUCAAGGCUCCAGAACUUCUCCUGGGCUUUCGGGCUUUCGCAGACCCACGAUUUGAGCUGAGCGAGCAAGAUAAAUCCCACGGUGCAUGUCAUGAUGGGGCAGUUCAGCCGCUGUCGUCGACGAAACAAUCAUCGACCAUACUGAUUCAGAAAGGUCCAGUGAUUCAGCCAAUUGACACAGGAACUACACGCCUUUUUAAGGCCAUUUUGUCAAUGUCCAUUCCGCGCACCCUUCGAACCAUGCUGGUGACACUCCUACCCAACUUGGAGUUUGUUGAGCGAGAUUAUCAACAGAUACAUCCUGGGUACGGCGGCAUAAACACCAGCUUCGAAGCCGACCUCGUUGUAUCGCCAUCCACAGGUUUGAUCAUUAUCACCAUGGUCGACGUUCGCCAGACAGAUUCACAAAAACGUCCCGUCUUCCAAAACCGCGUGGCGGUCGUGGCACCCCGGUACGAGAUGCUGCACGUUUUGAUUUACCGCAACAACGCUCGACCGAUUCGCAACGAUGAAGCAGAUAUGCACGACGACCUUCCGGAGUUGUCGCCAUCGGACGCCAUGGCAUUGGCCCAGCUGCAUGGCUUCUUACAUAGUCUUCCGUGCAAGGUGUCAGCCUCGUAUGUUGGUGGGGGUGAGCAGGCCGUCGCCGAGUGGGCGGCAUCGCUAGUGGUGCAAGAGGCAAAGAAGGACGGAGAGCAACAGAGGGCAAUAGAAGUAGAAAAGUAUCUCGUCGAGGAGGAGACACGCUGGGAGCUGUUCUUGCGGCAGGCCUGCCUCAACGUCUACGACGCGCAGAUUUUGUUUGGUGUUCUACUAGAGGCCACUGGACGACAGCCACGGGAUACUAUGGAUGGGAUACACGCGCGCUGA
This is a messenger RNA of Sporothrix brasiliensis 5110, 2829 nucleotides long. RefSeq lists its product as uncharacterized. The transcript is spliced from 3 exons. The record is from RefSeq and is a predicted model, not a curated record. NCBI's taxonomy places the organism in Eukaryota, Fungi, Ascomycota, Sordariomycetes, Ophiostomatales, Ophiostomataceae. The coding region runs from base 1 to 2829 and encodes 942 amino acids.